Molecule: messenger RNA, 1083 nt
Organism: Paralichthys olivaceus (Japanese flounder)
Lineage: Eukaryota; Metazoa; Chordata; Actinopteri; Pleuronectiformes; Paralichthyidae
Source: RefSeq, a predicted model, not a curated record
AUGGCUGUCGGUAAAGUGACCUUCACCAAGGUGGAGAGAGAGAAGCUAGCCGAGGUCCUCUGGCUGCUCAACUGGAUCUCUGUGGUGACGGGGGUCAUCCUCUUUGGCCUUGGCUUAUUCCUCAAAAUUGAAAUUCAGAAAUGGCAAGAAGUGAUGUCAGAGCACGGGAUCCUCUACGUGCCACAUAUGCUGAUCACUACAGGCCUGGCCGCUGGCUGCAUCAACUUCCUGGGCGGGAAGAUUUGCCUGGACUGUGCUGACACCAACAAGUUCCUGCGCUGGAAGCUGGUGAUGAUGCCGUACGUCAUCUGUACUUUCUUCUUCACCUCCUGCAUCCUGGUGGGGGCGCUCAUGUGCUACAGCAUUCGUGGUCAGCUGGAGGAAUCUCUGUUCCUAGGCUUAAGGAACGCCAUGCAGUACUAUAAGGACACGGACACGCCUGGCCGCUGCUACCUGAAGAGGACUCUGGACCUGUUGCAGAUGCAGUUCCACUGCUGUGGGAACAACGGGUACCGGGACUGGUUCCAGGUCCAGUGGAUCAGCAACCGGUACCUGGACAUGAGUAGCAGAGCUGUGGAAGACCGUCUGAGGAGUAACGUGGAGGGGAAGUACCUGAUGGACAGCGUCCCCUUUAGCUGCUGCAGCACCUUCUCCCCUCGACCCUGCAUCCAGCAGCAAGUCAGCAACAGCUCAGCCCAUUUCAACUACGACCCUCAGAGCCAGCAGCGGAACCUGUGGAGGAGAGGCUGCCGACAGGCGCUGCUCGACCACUACACAAGCAUCAUGCAGUCCAUCGGCCUCACCGUCCUCCUCAUCUGGUUAUUUGAGCUGCUGGUCCUGACCGGAGUCCGUUACCUGCAGACUGCCAUGGAGAACGUCCUGCAGCUGGGUGAUCCUGAUUCAGAGUCGGAUGGUUGGAUUCUGGAGUACAGCCUCGCAGAAACAGCUCGGUCCAACUUCAACAUCAUCAAGAACCUGGGGAAGUGUUACCAGGCUGACAACGACCCAAAUAUCAACGUUCCGACUGUACCUGUCGAACAGGAAGUGCCAUCGCUGCACAUCCAGAUCCCGACAACGAGCUGA